AUGGGCCUCCAAUUCCGAGAUUGGCUCUUCCGGGGCCGUUACCACGACUCGGCCAUUUACCCAUUCUCGACUUUCUGGCAAGCGUUUAGGGCUUGGUGUGAUUCUAAUUUUCGAUCUCUUACUAUUCAAAUUAGGUCUAAUGAUGGAAAGCAAAUUCCUCAUUCGGCCAUUGAUAAGGAAUUCCUUGCCGCUCCUAUCAAAUCUGCCACGGACAAAUUCGCACUUCUGCCGGAGUUUCUAAAGGUGAGAGGGCUGGUAAAGCAACAUUUGGACUCGUUUAAUUACUUUGUGAACACGGGAAUCAAGAAAAUUGUUCGUGCCAAUGAUCGGAUUGUGUCUGGCAUCGAUCCAAGUAUUUACCUCAGGUUUAAAGAUAUUUCUAUUGGUGAGCCCUCGCUUACAAUGGAUGGUGUCACUGAAAAGAUUGCUCCCCAUACAUGCCGCUUAUCUGAUAUGACGUAAGAUCUGUUUGAUAGACUUCUCAUUUAAUUUGU
Prunus avium (sweet cherry) is the source of this 494-nucleotide messenger RNA. The record is from RefSeq and is a predicted model, not a curated record. NCBI's taxonomy places the organism in Eukaryota, Viridiplantae, Streptophyta, Magnoliopsida, Rosales, Rosaceae.